CAGCUUCAUUGCUACAAAUUGUCAAGUUUUACUAUUAUAAAUACGGAGCAGAAUAUGAUGUUGCUGAAGUCAUUGCGGAGCUCGGGCACAUUUCGCUCUGUGCUGUUCUUGCGGUUCUCAGGCUCGGUGAGAAACGCAAGCAAGUUCGACUACGAUUUGGUGGUGCUGGGCGGUGGCUCGGGCGGUCUGGCCUGCGCCAAGGAGGCCGUCGAGUAUGGCGCACGAGUUCUAUGUCUCGACUAUGUGAAGCCGACGCCGGCUGGGACCAAGUGGGGCGUGGGUGGCACCUGUGUGAAUGUGGGUUGCAUACCCAAGAAGCUGAUGCAUCAGGCCUCGCUGCUGGGCGAAGCCGUGCACGAGGCCGUCGCCUAUGGCUGGAACGUCAACGAUCGGGACAUCAAGCCCGACUGGAAGAAGCUGGUCAAGGUCGUGCAGAACCACAUCAAGUCCGUCAACUGGGUGACCCGCGUGGACUUGCGUGACAAAAAAGUGGAGUACGUGAACUCCAUAGGUAGCUUCGUGGACCCCCAUACCAUCAAGUACAAAACGAAGCAAGGGGAGCUGAAGCAGCCCACUGCUCAGUACGUGGUGAUCGCAGUGGGCGGCCGACCGCGAUACCCGCCCAUUAAGGGCGCCAUGGAGCUCGGCAUCACCAGCGACGACAUAUUCAGCUACGAGAAGGAGCCAGGCCGCACCUUAGUCGUCGGCGCUGGCUACGUGGGCCUCGAGUGCGCCUGCUUCCUGAAGGGUCUUGGCUACGAUCCCACAGUCAUGGUGCGCUCGAUCGUGCUGCGCGGCUUCGAUCGCCAAAUGUCCGAGCUCCUGGCAGCUAUGAUGACGGACCGCGGCAUACACUUCCUGAAUACCACCAUUCCCAUGGGGGUGGAGCGCACGUCCGAGGGCAAGCUGCUCGUUCAGUAUCGCAACACGACGACCCAGACGGAUGGGAGCGACGUCUUUGAUACGGUCCUGUGGGCCAUCGGACGAAAGGGUCUCAUCGAGGACCUCAACCUGGGCGCUGCUGGCGUACAGACCUACAACGACAAAGUCAUUGUAGAUCACACAGAGGCCACUAGUGUGCCCCACAUCUUUGCCGUGGGCGACAUCAUUUACGGCCGGCCAGAGUUGACUCCAGUGGCCAUUCUAUCCGGUCGCCUGCUGGCGCGACGCCUCUUCGCUGGCUCGACACAGCUGAUGGACUACACUGAUGUGGCCACCACUGUGUUCACGCCACUGGAGUACUCCUGCGUGGGCAUGUCCGAGGAGAUGGCUAUAGAGAGGCUGGGGGCCGAUAAUAUCGAGGUGUUUCACGGGUACUACAAGCCCACCGAGUUCUUCAUACCGCAGAAGAGUUUUCGCCACUGCUACCUCAAGGCUGUGGCCGAGGUGUCGGGCGAUCAAAAGAUUCUCGGCCUGCAUUACAUUGGGCCCGUGGCUGGGGAGGUCAUUCAGGGAUUCGCAGCAGCUCUGAAGUCGGGCCUCACUGUUAAGACGCUGCUUAACACUGUCGGCAUUCACCCCACAACCGCAGAAGAGUUCACUCGACUAUCGAUAACUAAACGUUCUGGUGUAGAUCCAACACCGGCCUCGUGUUGUAGUUAAAUGUACUAGUUAAGUUUAUGAAAUACACAAGUCUUAUUGCA
Molecule: messenger RNA, 1643 nt
Organism: Drosophila arizonae
Lineage: Eukaryota; Metazoa; Arthropoda; Insecta; Diptera; Drosophilidae
Gene: Trxr2
Product: Thioredoxin reductase 2
Biological process (GO): cell redox homeostasis; glutathione metabolic process; cellular response to oxidative stress
Cellular component (GO): cytosol; mitochondrion
Molecular function (GO): glutathione-disulfide reductase (NADPH) activity; thioredoxin-disulfide reductase (NADPH) activity; flavin adenine dinucleotide binding
Source: RefSeq, a predicted model, not a curated record